This is a messenger RNA of Gadus chalcogrammus (walleye pollock), 4057 nucleotides long. RefSeq names its product DAB2 interacting protein a (gene dab2ipa). Bases 1 to 3756 code for a protein of 1251 amino acids. Gene Ontology annotation, biological process: regulation of GTPase activity. The record is from RefSeq and is a predicted model, not a curated record. The transcript is spliced from 24 exons. NCBI's taxonomy places the organism in Eukaryota, Metazoa, Chordata, Actinopteri, Gadiformes, Gadidae.
AUGCAGAAGGAGGUGGCUGUGGAGAAGCUCUUAGGACAACUGUCCAGGUGUGAGGAGGUGGGGUGGAUGAAGGUGGCAGAGAUGCAGUGCUCCUCCAUCCACUGGUUUUCCUGCGGUCAGAAGGCGCAGCCUGCUGUCUGGAACCCACGCUUCUGCAUCCUGACUGAGUCACUGCUCCUGCUGCUGGACAGCCUGGAGGUCCAACCGUUCCUGCUGGCACAAUCCAGGGCGGAGUCCUGUUCCAUUUGGUUGCUAAGACACACCCUGCAUGUGACGUCAUCAUCAUCCAAGGAAUCUUUCCCCACAGAAGCCGUGCCAACUGUCAAAUAUCUUUCCGAACAUCAGCGACGCAGACAGAGCAUGCCCAGUAGCUGCCAAAGAUCUGCCUUGAACACACCUACCUCCAGAGUCACGGGGUAUCUCUCUAAGAGACUCAAACAGUCUCUGCGGAGGACCAAAUCUCAGCCCAAACUCUCACGAAGCAGCAUGAAGCCCCACCUAGAUACAGCAACUGAACCUGUGUGUGUUUAUGUGUGCAGGUGUGUAAUGCACCAGGUGUCCUACGGUAGCCAGGAUUCUUUGCUAAGCACUGGGUGUGUGUCUUCACUAGAACUGAAAAUGGAGCAAACUGUCGUUAUCAAGCCAGUCCACUCUUCCCUGCUGGGCCAGGAGUACUGCUUCGAGGUCACCACCACCACGGGCACCAAGUGCUUCUCAUGCCGCUCGGCCGCCGAGAGAGAGAAGUGGAUGGAGAACCUGCGGCGGGCGGUCCACCCCAACAAGGACAACAGCCGGCGGCUGGAGAACGUCCUGACCGCCUGGCUGGUGGAGGCUAAGGACCUGCCUGCCAAGAAGAGGUACUUCUGCGAGCUGUGUCUGGACGACAGCCUGUACGCCCGGACCUCCUGCAAGCUGAAGACGGACAACGUGUUCUGGGGCGAGCGCUUCGACUUCUCCAGCCUUCCCUCGGUGGGCUCGCUGACCGUGCAUCUCUACAAGGAGACAGACAGGAAGAGGAAGAAGGACAAGAAUAGCUACGUGGGGCUGGUCAACAUCCCUGUUGCCACGGUGACCGGCAGACAGCUGGUGGAGAAGUGGUACUCCGUGAGCACGCCCAGCACCAGCCGAGGCAAAUCCUCGGGCCCCACGGUGCGCAUCAAGGCCCGCUACCAGAGCAUCAUCAUCCUGCCCAUGGAGCAGUACAAGGAGUUUGCCGAGUGGAUCAGUUCAAACUACCUGCUGCUGUGCAGCGCACUGGAGGCCUCCAUCAGCCUGCGCGCCAAGGAGGAGCUCGCCGCCGCGCUGGUCCACAUCCUCCACAGCACCGGGAAGGCUAAGGACUUCCUGACAGACCUGAUGAUGUCAGAGGUUGACCGUUGUCGUGACAACGAUCAGCUGAUCUUCAGAGAAAACACACUGGCGACCAAAAGCAUCGAGGAGUAUCUGAAACUGGUCGGGCAGAAGUACCUGCAAGAUGCGCUGGGGGAGUUCAUCAAGGCUCUGUAUGAGUCUGAUGAGAACUGCGAGGUGGAUCCGGCACGCUGUGUGACCUCUGACCUCCCCGAGCACCAGGCCAACCUGAGGAUGUGCUGCGAGGUGGCCUUCUGCAAGAUCCUCGAGUCCUACAGAGUGUUCCCCAGGGAGCUGAAAGAGGUGUUUGCAUCGUGGCGUCAGGAGUGUGGUAACCGGGGGCGACCGGACAUCAGUGAGCGUCUGAUCAGCGCGUCGCUGUUCCUGCGCUUCCUGUGUCCGGCUGUGAUGUCGCCGUCUCUGUUUGAGCUGACCCAGGAGUACCCCGACGACCGGACCGCCCGCACGCUCACCCUCAUAGCCAAGGUUACGCAGAACCUGGCCAACUUCAGCAAGUUCGGCAACAAGGAGGAGUACAUGCUGUUCAUGAACGACUUUGUGGAGCGUGAGUGGAGCAACAUGCAACGCUUCCUGCAGGAGAUCUCCCACCCCGACAGCCUGUCCCACACGGCUGGCUUCGACGGAUACAUCGACCUGGGCCGGGAGCUGUCCACCCUCCACACCCUGCUCAUAGAGCUGGACCAGGCGUGUCUGGCUAAGCUAGGUCCGCUGCCUCGUAUCCUGAGGGAAGUCUCUUCAGCGCUCGCUAACCCAGGGGGGCUGGUCCACCCGGGGGGCUAUCCAAUGAGCUGCGCGGAGCCCCAGCGCGUGGUGUCGCCGCCACCGCUGUCCCCGCCCCUCUCUCCCCCCCUGGCGGGCUGCAACCUGUCCCGGGGCCUACAGGGCAGCGUGGGGGCCGACACCAGUUUGGUAGACUUCACCAGGCUUCCAUCUCCAACUCCAGAGAACAAAGACUUGUUCUUUGUUACCAAAGGAUCCAGUCUUCAGCCCGCAACCGGCCUGCAGGGCUCUCCGGCCGCCAGCUCUUCCUACUCCGAAGCCAAUGAGAACGAAGCAGGACCGGAGUUAGCCAAUGACCGGAGGGAGGCCCCCGAGCUGACCAAUGAGAGCCGGAGUCUGUCUCUGGUCGACCUGCAGGACUCGUCCCCCAGUGACGGGGUCGACGACGGCCAAUGGCAGCGCAGGACCGGGCUCCUUCCCCUCUCCUUCCAGAACCCUGUGUAUCACAUGACCAGCACGUCACCGAGGCAACCGCAGCAGACCGACGUCACGCCCUCCGAUGGCUCUGCCGGUUCCCAUGGCAAUCCCGAGGAGAGGACCACGAUGGGGACCAAGCCGGCGUUCCUUACCCAGAUGUCUGUGGGCCUGGGCGGGGGCGAGAGAGGGGAGAGAGUAGAGAGAGUCGAGAGGGGAGAGAGAGGAGAGAGAGGAGAUCGCAUGUCAGCUCUGUCCAGCAGCAGCAGUGGAGAGGAGUAUUCACGCCGACAGAUGUCACUGAACGAUCCUCCACACGGCAACACACCUGUGGCUCCCAUCGGCCCUCGUCAGAACUCAGUGGGUCCCUCUACCGGACCCCAAAGGCGCAUAGACCAGCCGCCCCCGCCCUCCUCGGCCCCCCCGUGUCCCCCCCGCGGCCGGACCCCCCCCACCAUCCUCACCAGCGGCACCUCGGCCUACCCUCCCCGGCCCGCGUCUGGCAGCAUGAUGUCAUCCAGUCCCGAUUGGCCCAGCAGCGGCCAAUCCCGCCUGAGGCAGACCUCGUCCUCCUCCAAAGGGGACAGCCCUGAGAAACUGCGGCCUGUAACCAAGGCCCCGUCCCCAGUAAACCCGGGUGCACUGGACCGUACUGCUGCCUGGCUGCUUAAUAUGAACUCUGGCGCCCCCUAUGGAGAGACUGAGGAUGACGAGUCCCUCAGUGAAAAGUACCAGCAGGAGAUCGCCAUGCUCCAGGAGAGGUUACGUGUUGCAGGGAUGCGGCAGGAAGAAUGUGAGGCCAGAUUGAUGCUCCAGGACCAGCACAACCAGAGGAUGUUACAGGAGUACCAGGCGAGGCUGGAGGACACGGAGAGCCGCCUGAGACGCCUUCAGGACGACAAGGAUCUCCAGAUGAACAGCAUUAUCAGCAGGUUGAUGACUGUGGAGGCUGAGCUGAAGAAGGACCACUCAGAUAUGCAGGCCGUGGUGGACUCGAAGCAGAAGAUUAUCGAAGCACAGGAGAAGAGAAUAGCCAGUCUGGACGCGGCCAACAGCCGGCUGAUGGCCGCGCUCACACAGCUGAAGGAGCGCUACACUGUGACGUCACAAAGGAACGGCCUGUCACCCAGCAACAGCUCCGCCCUGCAGAUCACAGAGAACGGAGAAUUCCGUAACUCAGGCAACUGCUGAGACACCCAAUCAAUAAUCAGUGACCGGACGCCCCAAGCAACCGUUGAAGAAUGAGCAAUUCCUAUUGGUCGACAACUGCUACUUUUCCGAUAGAUGCUGCAUGAGAGAACGCGACGGAGAUUAGAAGGGUUUCAUGAACCGAUGGACACUCACUCAGACUGUAGAGAAGGUAUAAAAAGGAUUACCGUAAUCAACUUUGCUGUCAUCUUACUUAUUGUAAAGCUGUCAAUCAAAAGUAUUUUCCUACACUGUAACCACGGCGACUGCGAAUGAUUGGAUGGCUAACAAUACAGUCUGUCCU